GACAUCUCCCCGGAAAAAAGUGAAAUGAGUGCUUCUGGAAAGAGUUUGCUUGGCUUGUGGUUGUAUCACAGCGACGGGCAGGAAUGGGCUCUGAAGGAAGGGAGUCCCCUGCAUCGCAAAAAGGACUUUAUCAGUGAAGAAAGUGAGCAUUCCGAUCGUACUUCCAUCAUUUUUACGCUAAAAAACGAGGUAGGGGGUCUCGCGAAGGCCCUUCAAGUGUUCCAAGAGCUCGGAAUUAACGUACUUCACCUCGAAUUACGUCCCUCGGAAAAUUCGGCGCAAGGAGAUGUCCUCGUUGACAUCGACUGCGACGCGAAAAAUCUCGAUCAAGUGCUCAAAAUGCUGCGACGCGAAGUAAAAUCCGUGAAUUAUGCCCAAACGCAGUUCAAUAGUGAAGAAUUUCCGCCCCCAACUCCCGUUUCUGGCAGUUUCGAUUUUGGCGAAAUGCAUUGGUUCCCGCGGAAAAUCAGCGACCUAGAUAGAGCGCAGAACGUUUUGAUGUACGGAUCAGAUUUGGAUGCCGAUCAUCCAGGAUUUAAAGAUCCAAUUUAUCGGCAGAGACGCGAAUAUUUUGCUUCGAUUGCCAAUGCAUACAAGCAUGGAAAUCCCAUUCCGCGUAUUCAGUACACGCCAGAAGAAAUUAAAACUUGGGGAAUUGUGUUCCGUGAAUUGCACAAGCUUUAUUUGAAACAUGCCGUUCCCGAAUAUAUGGAGAACUGGCCGCAGCUCGUCAAGUAUUGCGGAUAUCGGGAGGAUCAUUUGCCGCAAUUGGAGGAUAUUAAUAUUUUUCUCAAGAGGAAGACGGGAUUUCAGUUACGACCCGUUGCAGGCUAUUUAUCUCCACGAGAUUUCUUAUCAGGACUUGCUUUUCGCGUUUUUCACUGCACGCAAUACAUCCGACAUGCUUCUGAUCCCUUUUACACUCCCGAACCCGAUUGCUGUCACGAGCUAUUAGGUCACAUGCCGCUCUUGGCAAAUCCAAGUUUCGCCCAAUUCUCACAGGAAAUCGGUUUGGCGUCACUUGGAGCUUCCGACGAAGACAUCAGUAAACUUGCAACGCUCUAUUUCUUCACCGUCGAGUUCGGAUUAUGCCGCCAACCGAACGGAUCUUUCAAAGUUUAUGGCGCCGGACUUUUAUCUUCUGUCGCCGAGCUCCAACACGCGAUCCAAUCCACGGAAAAAAUCAAAAAAUUCGAUCCGGAAGUCGUUUGCGACGUCGAAUGCAUCAUCACGUCAUACCAAAACAACUAUUUUUACACCGACUCGUUCGAGGAGGCGAAAGACCAGAUGCGCGUGUAUGCAGAAGGCAUCAAACGUCCUUUUAUGGUGCGUUACAAUCCGUACACGCAAAGUGUGGAAGUUUUAAGCAAUGCAAAGAAGAUUACGGCAGUUGUGAGUGAGUUAAAAGGCGAUUUGAGCAUCUUGUCGUCGGCUUUGAAGAAAGUUUCGGCUUUGGAUCAGAAUUUGGAUGUCGAAUACAUCACGGGAUUAUUGCAAUCGGGAUUACAGGUAAACGAUAGAAGUCCUUCAGGCUCUGACAGAUCAGCUUAGAGAGUAAAAUUUAGAUUUUAAGAACUUUAUGGACCAAUAUUUGGCUGGAAAUAUAUUCGUCUGUUCGUG
Culicoides brevitarsis is the source of this 1620-nucleotide messenger RNA. It is a transcript of the gene Trhn, whose product is annotated as tryptophan 5-hydroxylase 1. Gene Ontology annotation, cellular component: neuron projection. The transcript is spliced from 8 exons. NCBI's taxonomy places the organism in Eukaryota, Metazoa, Arthropoda, Insecta, Diptera, Ceratopogonidae. Bases 25 to 1551 code for a protein of 508 amino acids. Gene Ontology annotation, molecular function: iron ion binding; tryptophan 5-monooxygenase activity. Gene Ontology annotation, biological process: aromatic amino acid metabolic process; serotonin biosynthetic process. The record is from RefSeq and is a predicted model, not a curated record.